Messenger RNA from Paralichthys olivaceus (Japanese flounder), 2268 nucleotides. The record is from RefSeq and is a predicted model, not a curated record. NCBI's taxonomy places the organism in Eukaryota, Metazoa, Chordata, Actinopteri, Pleuronectiformes, Paralichthyidae.
UGCAAGUUCUCUGGAGCUCCCCCCAUCAACUGCACCUGGCUCAAGUUCAGGAAACCAAUCCAGGAGGGCUCGACCGACAUCUCCAUUGACAGCGGUGACGGCAGCACUAAACUGACCAUCUCCAGCGGACAGCAGGAACACUGCGGCUGUUACACCAUUGAGCUGAGGAACAGCUAUGGCCUUCGACAGGCCGCCCUCAACCUCACCAUCGUCGAUAAACCUGACCCUCCAGCGAAGGUCCCGGCGACCUCAGAUAUCCGGCGGUCCAGUCUGACCCUGUCGUGGUACGGGCCGACCUACGACGGCGGCAGCGCCGUUCAAUCGUACAACCUGGAGAUCUGGGAUUCUGUGGAGCAGCAGUGGAAACACCUGGUGUCGUGUAACAGCACCUCCUACAACAUCCAGAACCUUCUUCCGGAGCGUCAAUAUAAGUUUCGUAUUCGGGCGGAAAACAUUUAUGGAGUCGGCGAGCCGAGCGCAGAGUCCGAGCCCGUCACGGUCGGACUUGUGGACGACGAGAACCAGGACGAGGCGGAGGACGAGGAUGAAGACUCGGAGAAGGAGCCAGACUACAGAGACGUUAGCAUCCGAACGGACGUGAAGGUGAAGGAGUUGUACGACGUGGAGGAGAGGCUGGGAACGGGAAAGUUUGGUCAAGUCUUCAAAUUGGUAGAAAAAGCCACGAGGAAGGUUUGGGCAGGAAAGUUCAUCAAAGCUUAUUCAGCGAAGGACAAGGAGAACGUCCGGCAGGAGAUCGGCAUCAUGAACAGCCUCCAUCACCCCAAACUGGUCCAGUGUAUCGACGCCUUCGAGGGCAAGUCCGACAUCGUCAUGGUGCUAGAGAUGAUCUCUGGAGGUGAGUUGUUCGAGCGGAUCAUCGACGAGGACUUUGAGCUGACGGAGCGGGAGGUGAUUAAAUACAUGCUGCAGAUCAUCGAUGGAGUCAACUUCAUCCACAAACAAGGCAUCGUCCACCUCGACCUCAAACCUGAGAACAUCAUGUGUGUCAACAAAACCGGCAGCAAAAUCAAACUCAUCGACUUCGGCCUCGCCAGACGACUAGAAAAUGCUGGAACUCUGAAGGUUCUGUUUGGGACCCCGGAGUUCGUUGCCCCUGAGGUAAUCAACUAUGAAGCCAUCAGUUAUCCCACCGACAUGUGGAGUAUAGGGGUCAUCUGUUACAUACUGCUGAGCGGUCUGUCUCCCUUCAUGGGCGACAGCGACAACGAGACUUUGUCCAACGUCACUUCGGCCUCCUGGGACUUUGAGGAUGAUGCCUUCGAUGAAAUCUCCGACACUGCCAAAGACUUCAUCACCAGUCUGCUGAAGAAAGACAUGAAAGCACGGCUGACCUGCGCUCAGUGUUUCGAACACCCGUGGCUGAAGCAGGACACCAACACCAUGAAGGCCAAGAAGCUGUCGAAAGAGCGGAUGAAGAAGUACAUCCUGAGGAGGAAGUGGCAGAAAACGGGUCAUGCUGUGCGAGCCAUCGGUCGCCUGUCAUCCAUGGCCAUGAUGGCUGGCGUCAGCGCCAAGAAGGGUUCACCCACUGAAGAGGACAAUCAGUUCCUGGAGUGUUUGGAGUACGAGCAGAAGACCGAGUGUAAACCCACUUUCAGCUCCGUCAUCAAAGACGUGGAGGUGGUGGAGGGAAGCGCCGCUCGCUUCGACUGCAAGAUAGAAGGUUUCCCUGAUCCAGAGGUGGUGUGGUACAAAGACGAGCAGCCAAUCAAAGAGACCCGACACUUUCAGAUCGACUACGAUGAAGACGGAAACUGCAGUCUGGUCAUUUCAGAGGUGUCGGGCGACGAUGACGCCAAGUACAUGGUGAAGGCGGUGAACAGUCUGGGGGAGGCGACCUGCACUGCUGAACUGCUGGUGGAGGUGAUGGCAGGAGAGGAAGAGGAGGAGGAGGAGGAGGAGGAGUAAAGAAGUGACAGUCUUAACUCCCACGGGAAGAGGAGGCGGAGCUCAUCAGCUAGACGGCCUAUCAGACCUAAGCAGGAAAAUAAUGACCCAUAAAUGACAGGUUGUGAUUGGAGGAGCAGGAGGGGGCGGGGUUUGACACACCAGGUUUCACUGUGGUUCUGACUGAAAUCACUCACUGUUCACACGUUCAUUAGAAUAGAACUAGAACUCUGUUCACACCUUCAUUAGAAUAGAACCAGAACUCUGUUCACACGUUCAUUAGAAUAGAACCAGAACUCUGUUCACACCUUCAUUAGAAUAGAACCAGAACUCUGUUCACACCUUCAUUAGAAUAGAACC